GUUGCACGUUUUCAGCAUAUACCUAAUGGUGAAAAUGAGACAAUGAUUCCUGUAUUGACUUCAAAAAAAGCAAGUGAACUACCAGUCAAUGAGGUUGCAAGUAUUCUUCAAGCUGAUCUUCAGAAUGGGCUAAAAAAAUGUGAAGUUUGUCACAGGCGAGCAUUCCAUGGAUGGAAUGAGUUUGAUAUCAGUGAAGAUGAACCAUUAUGGAAAAAAUAUAUUUCCCAGUUUAAAAACCCCCUUAUUAUGCUGCUUCUGGCUUCUGCAGUCAUCAGUGUUUUAAUGCAUCAGUUUGAUGAUGCCGUCAGUAUCACUGUGGCAAUACUUAUUGUUGUUACUGUUGCCUUUGUUCAGGAGUAUCGCUCAGAAAAAUCUCUUGAAGAGCUGAGUAAACUUGUACCACCAGAAUGUCACUGUGUGCGUGAGGGGAGGCUGGAGCAUACGCUUGCACGGGACUUGGUUCCCGGAGAUACAGUAUGUCUGUCAGUGGGUGACAGAGUUCCUGCUGACUUACGCCUAUUCGAGGCAGUGGAUCUUUCUAUUGAUGAAUCCAGUCUGACAGGGGAGACAACUCCUUGCUCCAAACUGACAACACCUCAACCAGCUGCGACUAAUGGAGAUCUCACUUCAAGAAGCAAUAUUGCUUUCAUGGGAACAUUGGUUAGAUGUGGGAAAGCAAAGGGCAUUGUUAUUGGAACAGGAGAGAACUCGGAAUUUGGAGAAGUUUUUAAAAUGAUGCAAGCAGAAGAAGCUCCAAAGACACCUUUGCAGAAGAGCAUGGAUCUUUUAGGAAAACAGCUUUCCUUUUACUCUUUUGGAAUAAUAGGGAUAAUUAUGCUGGUUGGCUGGCUACAAGGAAAGCAUAUCUUGGAUAUGUUUACGAUCGGUGUAAGUUUGGCUGUAGCUGCAAUUCCUGAAGGGCUUCCAAUUGUGGUAACAGUGACUCUGGCACUUGGUGUGAUGAGAAUGGUAAAGAAAAGGGCUAUUGUGAAAAAACUGCCUAUUGUUGAAACUCUAGGUUGCUGCAAUGUAAUUUGCUCUGAUAAAACUGGUACUUUGACCAAAAAUGAGAUGACUGUUACUCACAUCUUUACAUCGGAUGGACUUCGUGCUGAGGUUACUGGAGUAGGCUACAAUCAGUUUGGGGAAGUGACUGUUGACGGAGAUGUUGUUCAUGGUUUCUACAACCCAGCUGUUAGUAGAAUUGUUGAGGCGGGCUGCGUGUGCAAUGAUGCUGUAAUUAGAAACAGCACAUUAAUGGGGAAGCCAACAGAAGGAGCCCUAAUUGCUCUUGCUAUGAAGAUGGGUCUCGAUGGAAUUCAGCAGGAUUAUAUAAGAAAAGCAGAAUAUCCCUUUAGCUCAGAGCAAAAAUGGAUGGCUGUGAAGUGCGUACAUAGAACACAACAGGACAAACCAGAAAUUUGUUUCAUGAAGGGUGCUUACGAACACGUGAUUAGAUACUGUACCACCUACAGCAGCAAAGGCCAGACCUUGGCACUUACUCAACAGCAGAGAGAUAUGUAUCAGCAAGAGAAGGUCGGCAUGGGCUCUGCGGGACUUAGAGUUCUUGCUUUGGCUUCUGGACCCGAACUUGGACAGCUGACCUUUCUGGGCCUGGUGGGAAUCAUUGAUCCUCCAAGAACUGGUGUGAAAGAAGCUGUAACUACAUUGAUUGCCUCAGGAGUGUCAAUAAAAAUGAUUACUGGAGAUUCACAAGAGACCGCAGUUGCCAUUGCCAGUCGCCUGGGGUUGUAUUCCAAAAAUUCCCAGUCAGUCUCAGGAGAAGAAGUCGAUUCAAUGGAUGUUCAGCAGCUUUCACAAAUAGCACCAAAGGUCGCGGUUUUUUAUAGAGCCAGCCCAAGGCAUAAAUUGAAGAUUAUCAAGUCUCUACAAAAUAAUGGUUCAGUUGUAGCUAUGACAGGAGAUGGAGUGAAUGAUGCUGUUGCACUGAAGGCUGCAGAUAUUGGAGUAGCAAUGGGACAGACUGGGACAGAUGUUUGUAAGGAGGCAGCUGAUAUGAUCCUCGUGGAUGAUGAUUUUCAAACAAUAAUGUCAGCAAUUGAAGAAGGUAAAGGGAUUUAUAAUAACAUCAAAAACUUCGUUAGAUUCCAACUGAGCACGAGUAUAGCUGCAUUGACUUUAAUCUCACUGGCAACAUUAAUGAAUUUUCCUAAUCCUCUGAAUGCCAUGCAGAUUUUAUGGAUAAAUAUUAUCAUGGACGGACCUCCAGCUCAGAGCCUUGGAGUAGAACCUGUGGAUAAAGAUGUCAUUCGGAAACCUCCACGGAACUGGAAAGACAGCAUUUUGACCAAAAACUUAAUUAUUAAAAUAUUGGUUUCGUCAGUAAUCAUUGUAUGUGGAACUUUGUUUGUCUUCUGGCGAGAGUUACGGGACAAUGUGAUAACACCUCGAGAUACAACAAUGACCUUCACCUGCUUUGUAUUUUUUGACAUGUUUAAUGCCCUGAGUUCCAGAUCACAGACUAAGUCGGUGUUCGAGAUUGGACUCUGCAGUAACAAAAUGUUUUGUUAUGCGGUUCUGGGAUCCAUCAUGGGACAGUUACUGGUGAUUUACUUCCCUCCACUUCAGAAGGUUUUUCAGACUGAGAGCCUGAGCAUUCUAGAUUUGCUGUUUCUCCUGGGCCUCACAUCCUCAGUCUGCAUAGUGGCCGAAGUUAUAAAGAAGGUUGAGAGGAGCAGGGAAAAGAUCCAGAAGCAUGGCAGCUCAUCAUCUUUUCUGGAUGUAUGAUGCAUAUUGCAUUCUUUAUUUUGCAAACCAGGCAUUGCAGUCUGAGGAUGGGAUGGAGGGGGCAAAAUUCAGAGGAUAAAGGAAGCUCUGAGGGCCAUUGGAUGUCUUCGUAUUUCAGUAGCUAAAUGAGAACCUCCGCGUAAAGGCAGUGGAAGAACUGAAACUUUAUCCUGCUGGGAGUCACAGAUGAAAGUACGCAACUCUGAUAGCAUUUUCCUGGGAAGAAUUGGCUUUUGCAAUUCAGUGGAACUUUAUGGUGGGUAAAAACUUAACUGAAAAACAACAACGAAAUGAAGAAACUUGUCACAGCCCAGUCUGUUUUCUGCACUUAAGAGGUCUAACUGUAUAAAUACAGUAUCUAUCUUAUACUGAUAUAAAUAUUUUAGUUGGUUUUUAUUUUUAAAUAUUCUGUUACUUUAUGGUGGUGGGGCUUUGUUACUAAUACAGAAAAUAAUCAUUUCAAAGGCAUUCCAUUUGGUUUAGAAAUGAUCACAAGAGUGCCAGACUUCUGCUUUACCCUGCAAUGUAAAACAGCUCAAGUACCGUGCUACCAUUUUUGUACCCUAAGUUCUUUGCACAGGAUGUGACCACUGUCGGAUCAAUGUUUUCUUUUCUUUCUUUUUGUGAUUGAAAAGCCUAUUGCUGCAAUUUGAAGUAAAUGUUUGCUUUUCUUAGUAA
This is a messenger RNA of Tachyglossus aculeatus (Australian echidna), 3426 nucleotides long. RefSeq names its product ATPase secretory pathway Ca2+ transporting 1 (gene ATP2C1). Gene Ontology annotation, cellular component: plasma membrane; Golgi membrane; endoplasmic reticulum. The transcript is spliced from 26 exons. The coding region runs from base 43 to 2748 and encodes 901 amino acids. Gene Ontology annotation, biological process: manganese ion transport; calcium ion transmembrane transport; intracellular calcium ion homeostasis. NCBI's taxonomy places the organism in Eukaryota, Metazoa, Chordata, Mammalia, Monotremata, Tachyglossidae. Gene Ontology annotation, molecular function: ATP binding; P-type calcium transporter activity; ATP hydrolysis activity. The record is from RefSeq and is a predicted model, not a curated record.